Molecule: messenger RNA, 1273 nt
Organism: Haliotis rufescens (red abalone)
Lineage: Eukaryota; Metazoa; Mollusca; Gastropoda; Lepetellida; Haliotidae
Product: filaggrin-2-like
Exons: 5
Coding region: 15-935 (306 amino acids)
Source: RefSeq, a predicted model, not a curated record
AGUACAAAUCUACCAUGGCUUUCCUUUCAGUAGCUCUUCUAUCUAUUAUAGCUCACCUGGCUUUAGGUCAAGGUUGGGGUCAGAGUAACUCAGGAUUUAGUCAAGGUAAUGCAGGACUUGGUUUGGGACAGGCAGGGGCUUCUUGGGGUCAAGCCGGACUUGGUCAAGGUAAUGCAGGACUUGGUUUGGGACAGACAGGAGCAUCUUUAGGUCAAGCUGGACUUGGACUUGGCUCUGCUGGGUUUAGAUUUGGUGCCGGUGGACUUGGAUUUGGUACCCAUGGACUUGGGAUUGGAAGAACAGGUUGGGGUCAAGCAGGGACAGGAUGGGGCCAGAACAUUAUCAACCCUUAUCUGAAUACAACCAUUACAUGCACUGGAACAGCAACAGGUUUUGCUAUGUCUCUUACCCUGAGGAGGAUGCAGCCAACUUGGGGAGGAUGGGGUAUUGGUCAGUCUCGAAGUGGUCUGACUGGAUCUGCCGUUCUGAGGACUACAACUGUGUCAGGAACUUACAACCUCGUUAUCACUGAGAGAUCUCGUGUGGAGGCUGGAUGUACCGCUGAUGGACUCGGUCCUGUCCUUGGAAGCAACGUGUGGGGCCAACAGUGGGGUCAAGGUCUUGGUCAACAGUGGGGUCAACCAUGGGGGCAGCAGUGGGGACAAGGAUGGGGUCAGUCAUGGGGCACUGGAACGACCACCACCCCCGGAGUUGUCACCUCUGUCACCCUCACCACCAACCAGGAGACUGUCAUUGACUUGGGCUCUGCCAACCUACCAUUCAGACAGAUCGAGAGAUACGGAGGACGUGGGAUGGCUCUGUGCACAUCCUUGACCACUGGCACUGAUGGACGUCAAGUGUGUGUGGAGCCUAUCCUGGCCUGUUGCAAGUUGGGAUUCGACAACAUGGAUGCUGUCACACCAACACCCCCAUAAACAGAAUGAGUUAUCUGGAAGCUGCAUCCAGCGUGUCCAUUGUGAAAUGUUGAAUGUAAACUGUGUGAAUACUAUUCUUAUCUGUACUCACAUUAAUCAGUCUAGUCAGACAAAUACAGAAUUUCCACAUUUUACAUAUCAUGUGGAAUAACACCUGUAUUAUCAGAAAAUUAAUCUAUCCAGUGUCCCAUUGUUAAAUAACUUACUUCCUAACUGAAUGCAAUCCUUUUUGAAUGUCUCAUUGUCAUCAUCAUUUGUCUUGUUCAUCAACAACAAUCAUUAUUUAUUCCCGAACAACGGGACAGAGGGUGUUUGAAUAAAGAUGCCAACAUAUCUUU